Dunckerocampus dactyliophorus (ringed pipefish) is the source of this 1565-nucleotide messenger RNA. It is a transcript of the gene eif4e1c, whose product is annotated as eukaryotic translation initiation factor 4E family member 1c. Gene Ontology annotation, biological process: translational initiation. The record is from RefSeq and is a predicted model, not a curated record. The coding region runs from base 57 to 704 and encodes 215 amino acids. The transcript is spliced from 7 exons. Gene Ontology annotation, cellular component: eukaryotic translation initiation factor 4F complex; cytoplasm. Lineage: Eukaryota; Metazoa; Chordata; Actinopteri; Syngnathiformes; Syngnathidae. Gene Ontology annotation, molecular function: RNA 7-methylguanosine cap binding; translation initiation factor activity.
GUGAGUGGCUGGUGUGACGCAGAGGGCUUAACGGGCAGAUCAGUUCGACUGUCAAGAUGGCGACAUCGGAACCGAAAGCACCUGAAACUGAAGAGCAACAACCACAACCACCACCACAACCCGACUGCCAAGUUGUGAACCAGGAACCGUAUAUCAAACACCCCUUGCAAAACAAAUGGGCCCUGUGGUAUUUCAAAAACGACAAGAGCAAAAGCUGGAUGGAGAAUUUGCGUCUUAUUUACAAAUUUGACACAGUGGAGGACUUCUGGGCAUUAUACAACCACAUACAGCAGCCAAGCAAACUUGGUUUUGGUUGUGAUUAUUGCUUAUUCAAGGAUGGGAUCAAGCCCAUGUGGGAGGACGACAGGAAUAAACUGGGGGGUCGAUGGCUGAUGACCCUCAACAAACAGCAGAGGCACAAUGACCUUGAUCGCUACUGGAUGGAGACGCUCCUGUGUUUGGUCGGUGAGUCGUUCGAUGAGGCAAGCGAAGACGUGUGCGGCGCCGUGGUCAACGUCAGACCCAAAGGUGACAAAAUAGCCAUCUGGACGAGUAACUGCCAAAACAGGGACGCCAUCAUGACGAUAGGGCAACUUUAUAAGGACCGUCUGAAGAUCCCCAUCAAAGCCAUGCUGGGCUACCAGUCACAUGACGACACGUCCAGCAAGAGCGGCUCCACCACCAAGAACAUCUACUCCGUUUGAGACACUGAGUCAUUUCAACUGGCUGCAGAUUGUAAAAGCAUUGCAAGCCCACAUCAUCACGUUUAACAUUUGGACUCGUCCACUACUGUCGUGUUCUUCCUUUUUAACCGCAAACGAGUACGCAAAUGUCUUUUUACCCGGCCGAUGUGAGCGAAAGAACAAUUUCCUUUUUAGCAUUGAAGAGAUUAACAGCCGGGUCCUCCCCUAGCGUAGCUGACAAUAGUUUUUUUGUUUGGUUUGCAGCUGGUGCAAGAAAAAAAGAUAUCUCGCUACCUAAAAGUUGGUUUGCAAAAAUAAUUGAAGGGCAGUUUUAACUGGGUUUACCCUCUGAAGUGAUAUAUACACACACACACACACACACACACACACAAAACAGGCCCAAUUUUCAGACACGCCAGCUUGAAGAAUCUCCGGUAUUUUGAAAAGGUUCUAAAAGUUGUGGCCACAGCCCAAAGUGUCAGUGAAUUUCAGGUUUGGAUUUUAAGCCACUUUCAGCUAUGCUGGAAUUGUGGAUUAUUGCUUGUACUUUUUGGACGUUUCUUCCCCCUCUUACAUUUAUUUAUAAUGUAUACAUUGCAGUUGAGAGAACUUUUUUUUUGUUGAGGUUAAAAAAUGUGGACUACUGCAUAUCGAUGACUUUUUUUCUUUUUUUUGAUAACAGUGUACCAUACAGUAAAGAUACUGACAGAACUAUGUAUGCUUUUCACUGUUCUCUUCCUAACAAACUGUAGAUAAUAACAGACUCCUCUCUUGAUGCAAGUUCAAGAUAAUAAUCAUUGUGGGAAAAGGCCUAGUGUAUCUUUGUUAUCCCCAGGAUGUAUAUUACCUUCUUUCAAGUAAAGGUUAAGUGCUUUGCAUUAA